GGACGCGUUCGUGAACCAGCACCACAUUAUUGCAGUUUCCUCAUUAAAGUCUGUGCUCUACAUAAUACACACUCUCUGUAAUACAUCAUGUCGGAUAAACGAAGGGCAGAAAUCGAGGCGAAAAGGGCCAAACUUGCAGAACUAAGGAAAGCCAGAGCUGACAGACAGCGGGCGGAGACAGAGAGGAGGCAAUCAGACACGGGAGGUCCUUCCAUAGCUCGCAGAGAUGUCGAUGAUCUGGUCAAUGCGUUGGUGGGAGGGCUCAGCAGCACAUCAGAUGUGACACCUUCAUCCUCACUGCCUGGUACACCUCCUCGCCCUGCCCCAAACACUCUAUCCGGAUAUUCUGCACUGUCAAUAUCGGGGAGGCUUAGCAGACAAAGUGAUGUUGGGUCUGACCGUCCUAGUAUCGGUACAACGCUCGUUCAGUCUGUUAAUUCUGCAACCGACCAUGUAAUAGAGAGGACGAUGAUUCCUCGAUUCGUUCCGGACCUUAUAGAUGUCGAACAGGAGCUGUAUGAACUGCCACAGCGGGAGCGCGUGAUAUACAACAAGGAAGUACAAACCACCGCUGUAGAAACGGAAUCACCGACGUUCCGCGAGGAAGACAUCCGACAGCAAAUCCAGCGAGACCUCGAAGCAGAGCGGAAUGCUCGCGACGACGACCUCGAGGAAGAAAGUAUACAACUUGAGAAAGAGAUCGAACAGGAGAUGCGCGAACUAACGGAAGAGGAAAGGGCGAGUAUUCUCGCCGCGCCCGAGUUCUUGGACUUUGUAGAACAGUCGUCAAAGAUUUUACAACGAGCCCUAAAUGACGGAUAUGAUUAUAUCCGUGAUUACACCAUCGGUGCUGACUCUGGGGGAGACGAUUCAGAGGGGAAACGCGUAAAACGUGUGUGUGCUUUCUACGAUGAGCGUUAUGGAAAGAAUCGUUCAGUUACAGAUGUGGAUUGGUCACCUAAAUACCCGGAGCUUAGCAUUGCAUCUUAUAACAAGAAUCCUGCAGCACUUAAUGAGCCCGAUGGGAUUGUUCUCGUCUGGAAUCUUCAUCUUCUGGAGAGACCAGAGUUUGUGUUUCACUCUCAGUCUGAUGUACUUUCGGUGACUUUUUCUCCCUUCCACUCAAACCUCGUGUUUGGCGGCACAUACUCGGGUCAAAUUCUGCUUUGGGAUACCCGUUCAAAGCACUUACCUGUGUUGAAAACUCCCCUCUCCGCUGCUGGCCAUACACAUCCUGUAUAUGCAAUGCAAAUGGUUGGAACACAGAAUGCACAUAAUUUGAUAACCAGUAGCACAGACGGAACUGUGUGUAGUUGGCUUGUGGAUAUGCUUGCUCAGCCUCAGGAAACGCUUGAAUUAGUCCAUGCCGGCCAUAACAAGACGGGAGAAGUGGCAAUCACCACGUUAGACUUCCCAGACAACGAAACGACUACGUUUUGGGUGGGAACUGAAGAAGGGAACGUGUAUCAAGCGAAUAGAUACGACCGUGCAGGAGCCAAGGCAGGGCUGAAUCAGUAUGAUAUAUACAAAGGCCACUCAGGCCCUGUGAUGGGCCUCAACUUCCAUCCACUUGUGGGACCAGUGGACUUCUCUGACUUAUUUUUGACAUCGUCUGUUGACUGGACUGUGAAGCUUUGGCGGGCCAAAUCACUUGCUAAACCAUCUACGACGGCGCACACGAUAGCACCUAUAUAUUCAUUCGACGAAGCAGAUGACUAUGUGUACGAUGUGAAAUGGCAUCCAGCACAUCCCGCCAUGUUCGGAACUGUGGAUGGAUCUGGCAAAUUUGAUCUGUGGAAUCUGAAUACGGACACAGAGGUGCCUACGGUGUCGACGAACGUUGGUUCUGGUCGUGCAAUCAACAAGCUAGAAUGGGAUCGGAAAGAUGGCCGGCGUGCGGCACUAGGAGGGAGUGACGGGAAGCUGUACGUUUACGAUAUUGGAGACAUGGGGAUACCAAGGGAGUCGGAAUGGACGGACAUGCAGAAGGCGGUUGCAGGGAUUGUUGGUGGGGGCCAGACGAAUGGGGUGGUUGACGGAGAGGCGACGCGGAUAGUUGCAGGGCGCUGAGAGGAGAGUAGGAGAUACAUUGCAUAAUUCUAUGAAUACAUCUACUUUACAAGGAA
Molecule: messenger RNA, 2126 nt
Organism: Serpula lacrymans var. lacrymans S7.9
Lineage: Eukaryota; Fungi; Basidiomycota; Agaricomycetes; Boletales; Serpulaceae
Exons: 10
Coding region: 88-2070 (660 amino acids)
Biological process (GO): transport along microtubule
Cellular component (GO): cytoplasmic dynein complex
Molecular function (GO): dynein heavy chain binding; dynein light chain binding
Source: RefSeq, a predicted model, not a curated record